Megalobrama amblycephala (Wuchang bream) is the source of this 1533-nucleotide messenger RNA. RefSeq names its product C-type lectin domain family 4 member E-like. The transcript is spliced from 7 exons. Lineage: Eukaryota; Metazoa; Chordata; Actinopteri; Cypriniformes; Xenocyprididae. The coding region runs from base 857 to 1486 and encodes 209 amino acids. The record is from RefSeq and is a predicted model, not a curated record.
UCUGGGACAUAAUGCAAAAUGUAUGUAGUUAAGUCCAUUUAAAAUUGUUGGAACAAUUUUGAUGCAGUUUUAUUUGUAGAACAGUCUCCGUUGGCUUUUCUGUGAAGUAAGGAAACAAAAGGUCUGCAUUGUCUCUCUGUUUCUUUGAUCUGGUGAUCAAAGAAUCUUUAUCUUCUUGGGUGACCAUUUGGUGUUGCAAAUGACUGAGUUCAUCACUUCUCCUUCUGUCAGGAAACAUGGAUGUUGUAAAAAGUAAUCAGCAUUGGUUUUCUCUGCAGACAAACUGGAGCCGAAACCUCGAUUCUGAAUUAGAAUUAUGUUUUGAAAGAAUCAUCUGAAUGAUUCAUUCGUCUGGUUCGUCCAUAGUUCCUACAAUACAUAUCAUUUCAAAGCAGCUUUACAGAAAAUGCAUGUUUCUACAUUAUAUCUGAUAUCAGAUAAGUAAUGUCAAUCAGGGUUGCCAACUCUCACGCAUCUGGCGUGACACUCACGCUUUCAGCAUCAAUCUCACGCUCUCACGCACACGCAAGAAAUGUCACGCCAAAAUCCAUUCUUCUCCCUUCUCAAUCCGUUACUUUCUGUUGAUGACUAGAUCACAGCGUAUUAAUGACAGGAGAGGAGUUUAAGGCCCACAGCUGUUACAUCUCCCUACAACGUUCUCGCUGCAGUAUUCUUUGAUCGUUGAUUGGCUGAAAACCUUGCACCUGAUACGUCAGUUGCGUGUGAGAAGUUCAGAGAGAGUUCGGAGCAUAGGUUCGGAGUCGGAGUCGGCACGUGUGAAAGUUUGGAAGACAAUCAAGAUCAAAAGACCCUCAAGAAAGAAGCUGCUCUACAUAAAUGGGCUAAAGUUCUUCUGAUGGUUCUCAGUGUCGGUCUCGUCUUUGCUCUCGGAGGUGUCUGUACCCUGGCAGUGCUUCUAACACAUUCAACACAUUUCAAUGUGUCUGUGUCUGAUCAGGACCACAAUGCCACAGAUUACAAACAACAGUUUGAUGAGCUUCACAACCAGCUUGAGGAGACACUUAGAAAGCUGAACAGAUUAAAUCACAGCACGGGUUGUGCACUUUGUUCCGUCCACUGGAUUCAUUUUGGGGGAAAGUGUUACUACUUCUCUACGGUCAAGAUGAACUGGACACAGAGUCGAGAUCACUGUGUGACUCUAGGAGGACAUCUAGUGAUCAUAAACAGCCAAGCAGAGCAGGAUUUUCUUACCUCUAAAGUUAAAGUGACUCACUGGAUUGGUCUGAAUGAUUUGGACACUGAGGGACACUGGUUUUGGGUGAACAACCAGCCACUUAAUGAUUCAGUAGAAUUCUGGAUAAAGCGAGAGAAUGGAGUCAGAGAGCCUGACAACUGGACUAAAGGCCAUCCGGCCGGUGAAGACUGUGCUAGUCUGGGGCAUCCAGCGGGAGAGACGGAUUUCUGGACAGAUGCUUUCUGUUUUCAAGAGAAAAGAUUUGUGUGUGAAGCUACUGCAGUGGUUUAAUUCAAUACAUUUUCAUUACUUUGAAUGGAAAUAAAUGCAUAGAACCA